Molecule: messenger RNA, 1021 nt
Organism: Oppia nitens
Lineage: Eukaryota; Metazoa; Arthropoda; Arachnida; Sarcoptiformes; Oppiidae
Product: charged multivesicular body protein 4b-like
Exons: 6
Coding region: 211-876 (221 amino acids)
Biological process (GO): late endosome to vacuole transport via multivesicular body sorting pathway; vesicle budding from membrane
Cellular component (GO): cytoplasmic side of plasma membrane; ESCRT III complex; multivesicular body
Source: RefSeq, a predicted model, not a curated record
UAUAUAGUGUUUGGUUUGGAUUGCAAUCACUCAGUGAUUACUCAUCCGUUUGUUUAGUAUUUUUAGUCAAACUGUUUGUCAAUCAAACCAUUUAUUUAUAUGAAAACCACUUAAUUGUGGCUAAAAUUAUAUUUUAACCACCAAUUGAUUGAUUACUUUUUAAAAUCAUUUAUAGUUUAAAUUCAUCGUUGAUUUUAUAAAUUAGUGAAGAUGUCGGGUCUAUUCAAGUUAUUUGGCGGCGGAAAAAACUCCAAAUCGGCGGCGCCGUCGCCCGCGGAGGCCAUACAAAGACUUCGAGAAGUAGAAGAAAUGCUUCAUAAGAAACAAGAAUAUCUCGAAAAGAAACAAAAUGAAGAAUUAGAUGUAAUCAAGAAGAAUGGCACUAAAAAUAAAAGGGUUAGUCUUCAGGCACUCAAACGCAAGAAGAGAAUCGACAAACAAUUGGAACAAAUAGAUGGAACCUUAACAACCAUUGAAUAUCAACGCGAAGCUCUCGAAAACGCCAACACUAAUACCGAAGUACUUAAGAUUAUGGGAGUGGCGGCCAAAGCACUCAAACAAACUCAUAAUAAUAUGGAUAUCGAUAAGGUCGAAGACCUUAUGGAUGAAGUGAAAGAGCAACAACAGAUUGCUGAAGAGAUAAGUAAUGUUAUCUCUAAUCCAAUUGGUUUUGGACAAGACGUAGAUGAAGAUGACUUAAUGAAGGAACUGGAAGAGAUGGAACAGGAAGAGCUCGACAAACAACUAUUGGACACAACGCCUGAAGUCUUGCCAGAAGUGCCCGCAGCAGAAGUUCCAGUGGCGGCGCCGCGCGCGUCUUCAAAGAGAAAGGAAGAAGACGACGAAUUAGCAGAGUUGGCUCAAUGGGCUAAUUAGACAGAGAGAGAGAGAGAGAGCACAUGAUUAUUGUAAUAUAUAUUUACGGUAAUUAUAUAUUUCUAAUUACCGUAUAAUUUAAAGCAAAAUAGUCUAAUGAAAUGUAUUAUCAAAUGCUAUUAUUUUAUUAAAUUAAAAAUAACUU